Molecule: messenger RNA, 1299 nt
Organism: Trichomonas vaginalis G3
Lineage: Eukaryota; Parabasalia; Trichomonadida; Trichomonadidae
Product: spectrin binding
Exons: 1
Coding region: 1-1299 (432 amino acids)
Cellular component (GO): cytoplasm
Molecular function (GO): protein binding
Source: RefSeq, a predicted model, not a curated record
AUGAUUUACAAACUAGUUGAAGCAAAGUAUGCUAGUAUUUCAGAAUUAUUGUCUUUAUUCGAAAAUGAUACAAUAUUUUAUCUUUGGCUUGCUCCGGAGAUAGAAGAGAUAAAUCCCGGAAGUUUCAUGGAACUGAAGAACGUAAAUAAGUAUCUUUUACAAAAGAAGAAAUCGUUUUUUGAAAAUAAUUUUAAAUUACUAAAAGAUUAUCGAUUAGGACAAGGAAAUGAAGAUGCAUUAGCAGAUAUACUUAGAAAUGAUGAUAUUGAUGCAUUACAAGUAUGUUUUACUAAUCCAAAUUUUGACAUCAACAAAACAAUUCAAUUUUCAAUUUUUUUCAAAGAAUUUUUCCUUCAAAGGAAGCCUUCAUUGAUACAAAUUGCCGCUUAUUAUAAAUCAGUUAAGUGCUUCAACUUCUUGAGAUUGAAUGAAGCUGAUUUAAUGAAAGAAGAUUCAUUUGGAAGAAAAUUAACUUAUUUUGCUGUUGCUGGAGGAGAUUUGAAGAUUAUUGAUAUUUGUGAAGAGUCAGAACUAGAUUUUACAGGUGUUUUGAAUGUUUGUGUUCAAUUCCACAAUCUAGAAUUACUAAAAUGGCUGAUUGAAGUUAAAAAAAUCAAAGGAAUUGAAGAAGCAAUUUUAGAAUCGUGUUUAGAUAAUGACAUCGAAUGUCUUGAUUAUUUAAUAAAGAAAUCAACAAAUAUUAAUGUUGUUAAUGACAAGAACUCUAAUGCAUUUCAUUUAGCAUGCGCAAGAAACAAUUUUAUGAUAAUUAAAUUGUUAAAUCAUUAUGAUGUUGACCCAAAUCUUUUAAAUGUUAAUGAUGUGACACCAUUAAUGCUUGCAAUAUUAAGGAAUCAUAGUGAAUCAAUUGAUGAAUUACUUAAUAAUAAAAGACUAUAUCUUGAAAAGAGAAAUUCGAAAGGAGAGUCUGCUUUGAUGAUUUCGAUUUCGUCAUCAAAAAUUGAAACAAUUAAAAACUUAAUUUCAAAAGGUGCUGAUAUAAAUACUAAAGAUAACUUUGGUUUUUCUUGUCUGCAUCAAGCAAUUAUAAAUAGAAGAAUAGAUUGUAUAGAGUACUUCUUAGAAAAUGGAAAAAUUGAUAUAAAUAUACAAGCAAAUGAUAAAUGGACACCUCUUCAUUAUGCUGCACAGUUUGGUUUUGCAGAUAUAACGAAAAUUCUCCUAAGUCAUCAUGACAUCAAACUAGUUUAUGAUGAAAAUGGAGAAUCACCAAUUGAAAUUGCAAAGAAAAAUAAAAGGCAUGAUGUCCAUCAACUUCUAAUAAAUCAUUUCAAAUAA